AAGGCGACAUUCGUCGGUUUGAAAGAAAUUUUGCAACAUGCCUGACGUGUCUGAAAUGGCAAAAGUAUGACAACUAAAGGCAGCUGAACUCAUCAUAGAUUGUUGGUAUCAUUUCAUCAGGCUGUCCCAAACCAGGGCUGAUAAACUUGUCUGUCAGAAACGAACAACAACAACAACAACAACUAGACACCACCACCACCAACAAAGUGAACGGCUGUAGGAUCCGCCAAACUGGAUUGUCAUCCAUCAUUUUAAAGCGUUUUGAAUCUAUGAUAUGAAAAUUACAAGAUGACAAGUGCGGCCGGUCAUGAUGGGUACAUCAAAAAUGCUCUUCAAAAGUAUAAGUAUCCCGACAUGGCAAAGAGGGAUGUACUAAGUGUCUUCACAACGUAUACAGACUUGCGACCUAAGCUGGAACCAUAUGUGUUCAAUGAUGGCAUAUCCAAGGACUUGCUCUGUCUAGAAGGAACAGUUCCAGUCUCGUAUAAAGGGAACACAUACAAUAUUCCUGUGUGUCUGUGGGUGUUAGACACACACCCCUAUAACCCCCCUUUAGUUUAUGUACGACCAACCAACACAAUGAGGAUACGAUCAGGACGCCAUGUGGAUGCCAAUGGCAAAAUUGACCUACCAUACCUGAGGGAGUGGAAAUAUCCCCAGUCAGACCUUCUAGGCCUAGUCCAUGUACUGUGUAUAGUAUUUGGUGAAGAACCACCUGUGUAUGCUACAGGUGGAAGUUCAGGUGGGCCCACAAACCGCUACCCAGGACAAACUCCCUACCCUCCUGCUGGUCAAGGUUUCCCAAUGCCCAUGCCUGGUGGAGGAGGAACUGGAAACACCCCAUACCCCAGCAAUUAUCCCAACACGUCGGGGAGUAACCAGAACCAGGGUUAUACACCCUACCCCAGCUACUCUCAGCCUGGGGGUUACAUGAGUCAGAGCUACCCCAGCUCUAACCCUGGUUACCCCAGCUACCCCAACCAGGGCAGCCCCUACCCACAGACAGGACAGACCCCUCCCUGGGGCGCCUACCCCCCAAACCCUGGCUAUCCUGGCUCCCAUGGCUCCCAGUCAUCUUACCCAGGAGGAACAAACUCCACACCAGGAACAAACGGCCCAGGCUCUACCAACACAGUAACAGAGGAGCACCUGAAGGCCUCUCUUCUCUCUGCAGUGGAGGACAAGAUGAAAAGGCGUCUCAAGGAGACUUUUGCACAGGCUCAGGCUGAGAUGGAUGUACUGUAUAAAACACAGUCAGAAUUACAGUCUGGUAAAACCAAGCUGGAGACCAUGAUAUCAGAUUUAAAAAGAGAAAAGGAGGAAGUGGACCGUAACAUUCGCAUGUUGACAGAAAAAGAUCAGCAGAUUAAGGAGAACUUGAGUAAGAUGGAGAGCCAAGACAAAGUAGAAAUAGAUGACGCUGUGGUAACCACAGCACCCCUGUACAAACAGUUGCUGAAUUCAUUUGCGGAAGAACAAGCAAUUGAAGAUGCCAUAUAUUACCUUGGAGAAGGGUUGAGACGAAAUGUGAUAGAUCUGGAUGUCUUUCUAAAGAAAGUCCGGGAGUUGUCUCGACGACAGUUUAUGCUGAGAGCUUUAAUUCAGAAAUGUCGCGAAAAGGCUGGUCUUGCAGCUUGAGUGGAGUAAACAGACCGAAGUGAUGCUUUCUGUUCAUAUGUACAUGUAUCUGAUGUGUGGUAAAACAGAUGGAGAAGAGCGCAUGCCUAGCAGGUCAAGUAUUAAACAUACAUGCCUUACUGGUUAUGUUAGGACACCAUUUUCAAAAUUUUUGUACAUCGUCCAGUCACUGUGUUCAUUGAAGAUUCCAGUAAAGGUGUAACCCAAAUUGGAAUCAUGGAGAUUUACAUAGCCAACAGCAUUAUUUAAUACUUCAGGACUUUUUCGUGCAUGGGUGUUACAGGAAAAUUUGUGAAUUUAACAGUAAUAUAAUUUCACCAAGUUGCAAAGGUGCAUUUUUAAAGAAAAUUUAUGAGGUUAACCGUAAUAUAUAUCAUCCAGAUUCAAACAGAAAUGUUCACAAAUGUCUUCAUUUCUGGAAAAUUUCUAAAGUGACCAACUUCAGGUAAAAAGCAUUGAUUAAGGUGUGUAUUCUAUAAGAGAAGUAGUGAAGUGAGAAAUUAGAAUUUGUGUAUAUAAUACAACAUUCUCAUAACGCCAGUUAGAACUAAUCUCAUCCACGUGGAAAAGUCUAAAGACUUUCACCCUAAUAUCUAGGAGAAUUAAACGAGUGAUACAAUGCCACACUAGCAUUGUUGAUAUGAUAGGUGUAAGGCCACACCAAUUUUAUUUUAUGUUUUACGGGCAAGCAGGAACUAAAACAUCAAAAAAUGGAGUAAACAUGAAACCGAAAAUAAAGCUUUUUAUUUAUUUUACCAAUCGAUCUGGAUGUUUUUAUGAUUGUGUUGUUUUUCAAA
Molecule: messenger RNA, 2435 nt
Organism: Liolophura sinensis
Lineage: Eukaryota; Metazoa; Mollusca; Polyplacophora; Chitonida; Chitonidae
Product: tumor susceptibility gene 101 protein-like
Exons: 11
Coding region: 289-1638 (449 amino acids)
Biological process (GO): protein transport; protein modification process; endosome to lysosome transport
Cellular component (GO): ESCRT I complex
Molecular function (GO): ubiquitin binding
Source: RefSeq, a predicted model, not a curated record